UUGGACUUAGGUUGGCUGAAGACUUUUGAUGAUUACUUCAGAGAUCAGACACAGCAUAUCUUAAAUAAUAUGGUUAUUAAACUGCAAGAAGACAACCGAAGGAAAUUUAUUUGGUCUGAAAUUUCUUACUUUUCAAAAUGGUGGGAUGGAAUAGAUAGCCAGAGAAGGGAUGCUGUUAAAAGGUUAAUAAAAGAUGGGCAGUUUGAAAUAGUUACAGGAGGAUGGGUCAUGCCUGAUGAAGCUUCUUCUCAUUACUUCACUUUAAUUGACCAACUGAUAGAAGGACAUCAGUGGCUAGAACGGAACUUGGGAGUAAAACCAAAGUCUGGUUGGGCAGUUGAUCCCUUUGGGCAUUCACCAACAAUGGCCUAUCUUCUGAAACGCGCGGGAUUUUCAAAAAUGCUUAUACAGAGAGUUCAUUACUCAGUUAAAAAACAUUUUGCAACUCAGAAGACACUAGAAUUCUUUUGGAGACAGAACUGGGGUAUGUGUUUUUCCUUUCUGCAGUGUGUAUAUUUUGUUUAUACAGGGAAAAUGUGGAGAUAUGAAACAGUGUGUUAUGUCCUUUUUAGAGUCACCAUAAUGCGUAGCUUGAUGUCAAAUAAUUGUUUCAAAUACUUAUCUUUAUUCUUCUGUUUUCUGAAUUAUAUUAUUAUUAUUUUUUUUUUUCAAAGGGCCUGGAUGAUUUUAGAUCAAUACAGAAAGAAGUCAAAGCUUUUCCGUACUAAAGUUCUGCUGGCUCCAUUAGGGGAUGAUUUUCGUUAUGCUGAGAGCUCAGAAUGGGAUCAGCAGUAUCAGAACUAUCAGAAAUUGUUUGAUUAUAUGAAUGCUCAUCCUGAAUUGCACGUUAAGGCCCAGUUUGGAACUUUAUCAGAUUACUUUGAAGCUCUUCACAAAGAAAGUAAUUUGGGUGAAAGGAGCAGCAGCUCAUUUUUCCCUGUAUUAAGUGGAGACUUUUUCACCUAUGCAGACAGGGAUCAUCACUACUGGAGUGGAUAUUUUACAUCACGACCCUUCUAUAAACGACUGGAUAGAGUCUUGGAAUCCUACUUACGGUAAAUACUGUUAUCUAAU
Meleagris gallopavo (turkey) is the source of this 1074-nucleotide messenger RNA. NCBI's taxonomy places the organism in Eukaryota, Metazoa, Chordata, Aves, Galliformes, Phasianidae. The record is from RefSeq and is a predicted model, not a curated record.